AUGAAUCAAGCGUCUCCAACAUUUGAACUUGCGCCGGCGACUCGUGCAGAUAUACCCCGACUCGCUUACGUUCACGUCGUUGCUUGUCUCCCCGACAAUGCUUUUGCCUUGUACUUCGACAAUCCAAAAGAAUUCGAGCAAAGAGUGACGGAGAUGCUCGAAGGUCAAAUCGGUGACCCAAACUGGCAGCAUAUCAAAGUAGUCGACAAGGAUACGGGCGAGAUUACUGCUUGGGCCUCAUGGAAUACUCCAGCCCAUGUGGAAAUCAGAGAACGAGAUGAGAAGGCUGCAGCGAAGAUCUUAGCUUCGAAAAAGGAUUUGGCUAAAGGCGAAUUUGACUCCCCCCCUGGUCUGCCGAUGUUCGUACAGGCUGACACCGAUCGAUGGCUGGAGAGAUGGACUAAAGGUCAACGUCACAUUCUUUGCAAAGUCAUUUUUACAGAACCGACUUUCCGACGACGUGGUAUGGGUAAUGCUCUCGUUGAAUAUGGCAACAAACUGGCGGACAAGAAGGGCUUGCCCAUAUUCACGCAAGCUUCGCCUUUUGGCUUUCCGCUUUAUACGAAGCAUGGCUUUGAAACCGUACAGUGUUUGAGUGUAGAUCUCAGGGAGUGGGCACCAAAUGCCAAGGGCAAUUAUAAGGGUUAUGGAAAUUAUAAGUCCCGCUAUAUGCAAAGGCUUCCGCAAAUGCUCCCGGAACCUAUCUGA
Botrytis byssoidea is the source of this 708-nucleotide messenger RNA. RefSeq lists its product as uncharacterized. The record is from RefSeq and is a predicted model, not a curated record. Gene Ontology annotation, molecular function: acyltransferase activity, transferring groups other than amino-acyl groups. The transcript has a single exon. The coding region runs from base 1 to 708 and encodes 235 amino acids. NCBI's taxonomy places the organism in Eukaryota, Fungi, Ascomycota, Leotiomycetes, Helotiales, Sclerotiniaceae.